This is a messenger RNA of Labrus mixtus (cuckoo wrasse), 2713 nucleotides long. RefSeq names its product B-cell receptor CD22-like. The record is from RefSeq and is a predicted model, not a curated record. Bases 325 to 2319 code for a protein of 664 amino acids. The transcript has 11 exons. Lineage: Eukaryota; Metazoa; Chordata; Actinopteri; Labriformes; Labridae.
ACUUCUCCUCUGCUGCAGCGGCUGAUUAUCACGUUUCAUUGGCUGCAUUCUCACACAUUUUAUCUGAACUGCUGUCUGAUCGUGUCCUUACAUGGAGUUACAUUAAAGAUUCUUGAUAUUCUUAUCCUUAGUAAGCCAACCUCGUUAGUACCAUAGAUUCUUUUUUAAAAUAACGUCAGUACUGGACGCCAGUCUGUAACUUCAUGCAUAUUAAUAACGUGAAGAGGAAGUAAGACAAACUUUAACAGCUUGACUUCUGCCGCCUGAUGACCACAGAGGAACAUUUGCUGUAGAGACGACAUCUCCUCCCUGUUUCACACAGGGAUGAGAGGAGCAGCUAUGAGUUUGAAAGCAGCAGUGAGUGGAUUGGUUAUCUUCCUUCUCUCUGUGUCAGUGGUGAAGGGAGAGGAUACCUGGGGAGUGACUCACUCUUCUGCUCAGAUCUGUGCCGUCAAAGGAUCAACAGUGGAGAUACCCUGCACCUACACAUACCCAUCCAGACUAAAUGAGGAUGAUAACACAGAUGUUGAAACUUUCUGGUACACUAAAAAGAAUGAUAAUCAAUUUGUAGAUGUGAAAACAGACCCAGACUACUCAGGUCGUGUUGAGUAUCUUUUUCAUGAGAACGUCUGCACUCUGAGAAUCAAAAACCUGAGAGAGAGAGACUCAGCUGUUUACAAGUUCAUGUUCACAACAAACCAACCAGGAGGAAGUUUAACUGGUGGUGAAGGAGUCACUUUGUCCAUCACAGACCUUCAGGUGCAGGUGGAAACAAAAAGGAAUCAGGCAGAGCUGAAGUGUUACAGCAGCUGUAAUGUGGCUGAUAAUCCUUCAUAUGUCUGGUACAGAAAUGAAAAAGAAAUGACUGCAGAGACGUCUUCUAUUAGAGUCUCUUUAUAUGAUCAUGACAAGUAUUCCUGCUCUGUUAAAGGACAAGAGGAUUACCGCUCUCCUGAAGUGUAUGCUCCAAAGCUUCUCUCUGUGUCAGUGAGUCCCUCUGCUGAGAUAGAGAAGGGCAGUUCAGUGACUCUGACCUGUAGCAGUGAUGCUAACCCAGCAGCUACUUUUAAAUGGUACAAGAGAUAUCAGACCCCUCAAUACCGUCGUGAAGGAGCUCAGCUGGUCUUCAACUACAUUCGACCCUCGGCCUCUGGAGAGUAUUACUGUGAAGCUGAGAACAAGCUGGGGAGGAAGAGGUCUGGAUACGUCUCUAUCAAUGUGAAAUAUGCUCCAUCAGUUUGUUCAGCGUCUGUGAGUCCUGCUGGUGAAAUCAGAGAGAACAGUAGAGUGACUGUGACCUGUAGCUGUGAUGCUAACCCAGCACCUGAAUACACCUGGUACCAGAAGUACGGUCGUGAACUCAGUAAAGAAUCAGAGCUCGUCUUCAGCUCAGUUCAGUCCUCUGACUCUGGAUGGUAUUACUGUGCAGCUAAGAAUGAUCUGGGGGAGAGCUCAUCUGGAUACGUCAAAGUUGAAGUGAAAUAUGCUCCAAAACUUCCCUCUGUGUCACUGAGUCCCUCUGCUGAGAUAGUGGAGGGCAGUUCAGUGACUCUGACCUGUAGCAGUGAUGCUAACCCAGAACCUGAAUACACCUGGUACAAGAAGAAGUCAUAUUGGGAUCAAACACUCAUUAAAAACAAACACCUCGUCUUCAGCUCCGUCCAGUCGUCUGACUCUGGAGAGUUUUACUGUACAGCUGUGAACACGGUGGGAAGUCAGAAAUCUAAAUCCAUCUCUAUUGAUGUGAAAUAUUCUCCAAAACUUCCCUCUGUGUCACUGAGUCCCUCUGCUGAGAUAGUGGAGGGCAGUUCAGUGACUCUGACCUGUAGCAGUGAUGCUAACCCAGCAGCUAAUUACACCUGGUUCAAGGAGGAUGAAGACUCACCGACAGCUUCAGGACAGAUCUUCACCAUCUCUAACUUCAGUGCUGAUCACAGUGGGAGAUAUUACUGUGAAGCUCAGAACACAAGAGGACGUCAUAACUCCACCUUACAUCUACUUGUUGUGGCAGGGAACUCAACAUUCAUAAUACAUAUCAUCAAGUGGACUCUGCUGCUCUUCAUGUUGAUUUCUCUGCUUCUCCUGACUCUGUGGACGAGUUGGAUGUUGUGUAUGAGAACGUGUCAGCCGUCACUGCAGCACAGACAGAAGACACAGAGGAGCAGGAACACAUGCUGUGAAGUCCAGUCAGAUGCAGUUGAACCAGAUGCAGGACUCACUGUGGAGAGUGAGGCUGUGGAGGAUGUGGGGGAAGUGGAAACAUUGACCUUCAGCAGCAGGAAGUUAACAACAGCAUGGAGCAGAGAGUUUAGGAGAUGAUUUUAUUUUAUUUAGCAGCUUAUACAUAUGUAUUUAUUCAUCAUUUCUUUAACUAAAUAUUCUGAAUAUAUAACUGAAAAUAUUAUUUUGUUCUGAAAGGAGCUCUCCAGUCACCUUUCAGUCUGCUCUGUGACAUUUUCUCUCUUAAAGUUUUUGUAAAUAUUGGUUUAACUUCUGUGAAUAAUAUUAGACUUGAUGAUGUAGGUCUGAUUAUGAGUCACUCAUCAGGAUGUGAUUACUUUAAAAGUCUGUGUCUGGAUCACGUUGAUCUAAUCCAUCUUUUCUUUGACUCAUCAUAAAAGGGAGAUGGAUUACGCCAUCCUCUGUACAUACACAAAAUUGGAUCACCAAAUCCGGAUCAUUCUUAUCAUGAUUAAAUCUUUCAAACAUCUGA